AUGGGGGAGACGGAGAAAGGUCUCCCAUCCCCCUCACUCCUUGGCGUCUCGACAAGAUAUCGAUCCAUACAUCGGCGGAUCCUGCGAAAUUUACUACCGAGUUUUCUUUUGCACAACACCACAGCUGCGAGAGAUGAGAUACGGCCGACGGAUUUCCUCGACGGCAUGCGAGGCUAUGCGGCCUUCAUCGUCUACUGUUGCCAUUUCUUCAUGCCGACACAUCCUCAGGCGAACCGCGGGUAUAGCGACUCCAAUGGCGACGAUGACCUCUGGUUUACCCAGCUACCAAUCAUCCGGCUAAUCUACAGCGGGCACGUCAGCGUCUUCCUAUUCUUCGUCAUCUCCGGCUUCUCCAUCUCUUUGAAGCCACUGAAGCUCAUCCGCAACGGAUCCUACAGCGCUUUCCUCGACACCAUGGUAUCUGCGACAUUCCGUCGACCAUGCAGACUCUACCUGCCAUGCUUGGUCACACUCGCAAUUACCUUCGUAGUUGCAUGUUGCGGAGCCUUCGACUUCUCGUACGCUCUAACAAAAAACUGGCCAUUUCUCAGCAAACCAUUACGGAUACCGAUUGCACAUCACUCGCUUUCGAAGCAAUUCGCCGACUGGACGGGCCAGGUGUGGACGUGGUCUGAUCCGCUUGCACGACGGACGCGACACCCGCCUUACGGCGUGCAACUCUGGACCAUUCCCAUCGAACUCAGCUGUUCCUUCAUCAGCUUCCUCGCGCUGAUCGGACUCGCAAAAGUACGGCCGGCCGCACGAAUGGGCAUUACCACUGCAAUUGCGGUGUACUUUUUGUUCCAAAAUCAUCCAGAGGCCACGCUCUUCCUUGCCGGGACUACGCUAGCAGAAUUGUAUCUUAUACGGCAAGAGCUUGCUGCUUCUGCGUCCAGUCGAAAUACCGAGUCUCGCAAGCAGAAGAUUCAAUCGAGUUUGUUGUUUGCACUUGGACUGUUUGUUUCGUCCUAUCCUGCUGCCCAUGGUGAAAAGGCGCUGUUUUCUGCCCCACUCCACUACAUUGCAAGUGCAGUAUUUGGCCCAUCGAUACGUUCUUCCAAUCUAUUCAUUACCAUAGGCACCGUACUACUAGUUUACGUUGUGUCUCGGUCGCCCUUUCUACAAUCCAUGUUUACCACGCAUGUUGCAAAGUAUAUGGGGAAGAUAUCGUUUGCACUGUAUUGUGUGCAUCAGGCUAUGAUUAAUAGCUUUGGGUACAGGAGUAUGUUGUUCUUGUGGUCGUUUACUGGGAAUGAUACGCUGUACCGGUAUGAAUUGGGUCUUGGUCUUUCAUGGGUCAUUCAGACGGUUGUGACGAUUUGGGCGGCAGAUGUUUUUUGGAGGUUCGUGGAUGUACCGAGUGUAGGGAUUAGUAAGUGGUUGGAGGAAUUGUGUCUUGUUAAGAGCUAG
This is a messenger RNA of Bipolaris victoriae FI3, 1410 nucleotides long. RefSeq lists its product as hypothetical. Gene Ontology annotation, biological process: polysaccharide biosynthetic process. The coding region runs from base 1 to 1410 and encodes 469 amino acids. Gene Ontology annotation, cellular component: membrane. The record is from RefSeq and is a predicted model, not a curated record. Gene Ontology annotation, molecular function: acyltransferase activity, transferring groups other than amino-acyl groups. Lineage: Eukaryota; Fungi; Ascomycota; Dothideomycetes; Pleosporales; Pleosporaceae. The transcript has a single exon.